Molecule: messenger RNA, 3429 nt
Organism: Purpureocillium takamizusanense
Lineage: Eukaryota; Fungi; Ascomycota; Sordariomycetes; Hypocreales; Ophiocordycipitaceae
Exons: 3
Coding region: 193-3429 (1078 amino acids)
Biological process (GO): ribosome-associated ubiquitin-dependent protein catabolic process; rescue of stalled cytosolic ribosome
Cellular component (GO): RQC complex
Molecular function (GO): tRNA binding; ribosomal large subunit binding
Source: RefSeq, a predicted model, not a curated record
CAAGACUUGGGGGCUCUUUGCCAGGUCGCAGCUGCCCCGCGAUGACGAUUGCCCCACGUUGAGUCAGGCCGGCCAAAUUCCAGCGCUGAGCACCGGGGCAUUUCUCGAUCUGCAACUCGCAAUUCUCUUGGCUUGAGCGGCCUGGAUCUGCCCCUCUUCGUUGAAGGUCGCCGUUGCUGUUGCGCAGCCAAAAUGAAGCAGCGGUUCUCGUCCCUCGACGUCAAGGUCAUUGCGCACGAGCUCAAUCAGAGCUUGGUGUCGCUGCGGCUGGCCAACAUAUAUGAUCUCUCGUCCAAGAUCUUGCUGCUCAAGUUCGCCAAGCCGGACAACAAGAAGCAGCUCGUCAUCGACACCGGCUUCCGAUGCCACCUGACCGAGUUCGCCCGGACCACAGCCGCCGCGCCGUCCGCCUUUGUUGCCCGGCUCAGAAAGGUCCUCAAGACGAGGAGGUUGACUUCUGUGGCGCAAGUCGGGACAGACAGGAUCCUCGAGUUCCAGUUUAGCGACGGCCAGUACCGUCUGUUCCUGGAGUUCUUUGCUAGCGGCAACAUUAUUCUUACCGACGCCGACCUUCAAAUCCUCACGAUCGCGCGAAAUGUAUCAGAGGGCGACGGCCAGGAACCCCAACGGGUUGGACUGCAGUACAACUUGGACAACCGACAAAACUACCAUGGCAUCCCGCCAAUGACCAAGGCCAGGGUUCAAGAAGCCUUGGAGUCGGCGGUCCAAAAAGCCAGCGCAGACGCAUCCUCUAGCAAGAAACUUAAGGGGAAACCCGGUGGCGAUCUGAGAAAGAGCCUCGCUGUGUCGAUCACCGAGCUCCCGCCUGUCCUCGUCGACCACACGCUUCAAUCCAACGAUUUUGAUACAGCGGUCAAGCCCGUAGAAGUGCUCGCAAACGAGACUCUUCUGGACGAACUCGUUCGCCUGUUGAGCGAGGCACGCAAGACUGUCGAAGACAUUACCUCUGCUCCCGUCUGCACUGGCUUCAUAUUUGCCAAACAGAGAGAGGAUGCAUCCGGGGGCACCACUGGCGGCACCGGCGGUGAGCCGACAAGGGAAAGUCUCCUUUACGAGGAUUUCCAUCCAUUCGUCCCACAGAAACUUCGAAACGACCCUUCGAUCAAGAUACUGGAAUACACGGGCUACAACCAGACGGUCGAUGAGUUCUUCUCAUCUCUUGAGGGCCAGAAAUUGGAAAGUCGCUUGACUGAGAGAGAGGCGACGGCCAAGAGAAAGCUAGAAGCGGCUAGACGAGACCAAGAAAAGCGACUCGAGGGCCUGCAGGAAGUACAAACCAUGAACUUUCGCAAAGCUGCCGCCAUCGAAGCAAACGUGGAGCGCGUGCAGGAGGCUAUGGAUGCUGUGAAUGGUCUCCUAGCCCAGGGCAUGGAUUGGGUCGAUAUCGGCAAGCUGGUUGAGCGCGAGAAGAAGAAGCACAAUCCUGUGGCGGAAAUCAUCAUGCUGCCCUUGAAACUCGCGGAGAACACCAUCACGCUCAAGAUAUCCGAGGAAGAGUUCGAAGAAGAGGAGGAGGAAGACCCGUUUGAAACUGAUGACAGCGACUCAGAAGAUGGCGAUGAUGACCAAGCUUCGGUAAAGCCCAAACCCAACGACAAAAGCUUGUCCGUUGACAUUAAUCUCACCAUAAGUCCCUGGGGAAAUGCACGAGACUAUCAUGAGCAGCGCCGGUCUGCCGCCUCAAAGGAGGAGAAGACCCAGCUUCAGGCUGCUCGGGCGUUGAAAAACACGGAACAGAAGAUCAACGAAGAUCUGAAGAAGGGCCUGAAGCAGGAAAAGGCCCUGCUGCAACCCAUCCGGAAACAGAUGUGGUUCGAAAAGUUCAUCUGGUUCGUCUCGUCCGACGGCUAUCUGGUCAUUGGGGGCAAGGACGCAUCGCAAAACGAGAUGCUCUACAGGCGACAUCUGCGCAAGGGUGAUUUGUAUUGUCAUGCAGAUCUGAGGGGUGCGCCGAGCGUCAUCAUCAAGAACAACCCAAGCACGCCGGACGCCCCCAUCCCCCCAGCGACCUUGUCGCAAGCAGGAUCGCUAUCUGUCUGUGGCUCCGACGCCUGGGACUCAAAGGCGGGAAUGGGAGCAUGGUGGGUCAACGCAGAUCAAGUGUCCAAGUCUGCUCCCACCGGAGAGUUCCUACCAAGUGGGAGCUUCAUGGUCAGAGGCAAGAAGAACUUCUUGGCCCCCGCGCAGCUUGUGCUGGGCCUGGGUAUCAUGUUCAAGAUCAGUGAGGAGAGCAAAGCGAGGCACGUCAAGCACCGGCUGUACGAUGGCGAUUCUGCCAUUGGCAGUACCGUCGGCGACUCUGACUCCCGCGCAGGCAUGCAGGAGUCAGUUGAGGGGGACGACGGGUCUGAGGGCGGUGAUAAUGAAGAUACCGCUGCCGGGGCUGGUGAUGAGGACGCGUCCGACAACGAGUCCGUGAAUGAUGGCGCUACCGGAGGUGGGCGAGACAACCCCCUGCAGGCCUUCGACGGCCGACGGCGCGAUGAACUGGAUGAGGUGGAGGAUCGGGUUGCAGAGCUCGAAGUGGGCGACGAGGGCGGGCAGCACGAUGAAGGCGCAGAGGGAGAAGAAUCCAGCGAAGAUGCAAGGGACGUCCCGGACGAGUCAGAGCGGGCGACGGAGGUUUCUGAGGCGCCAACGGUGACAGCUACUGCUCGGUCCUCGCAGGCGACCGGCUCGGCUACCACCAAGCAAGCCCCUCCAAAGCGCGGCCAGAGAGGCAAGGCAAAGAAGAUUGCCAACAAGUACAAGGAUCAAGAUGAGGAGGAUCGUCGAGUUGCCGAGGCUCUUAUUGGUGCCACCACUGGACAGAAGCGCGCCGACGAGGAAGCGAGAGCCAAGGCCGAGCGCGAGGCCGAGCUGGAGGCCGCCCGAGAGCGUCGGCGGGCACAGCAUCAACGCAAGCAAAGGGAAACGGCCGAGCACGAGGAGAUACGCCGAGUCAUGAUGGACGAAGGCGUCGACGUGCUGGAGCCGGAGGAAGCCGAGAAGGCAACGUCACUAGAUGACCUCGUCGGGACUCCACUGGCGGGCGACGAGAUCCUCGAAGCGAUACCCGUGUGCGCCCCGUGGCCCGCCCUCGGCAAAUGCAAGUACAAAGUCAAGAUGCAACCGGGCGCAACGAAGAAGGGCAAGGCCGUGAAGGAGGUGCUUGAGAAGUGGAAGACGGCCUCGGGCAAGAAGGGUGUGGUCGACGAGUCGUCGAGGGACUCGGAGAGGAUGUGGCCCCGCGAGGUGGAGCUUCUCAAGGCACUGAAGCCAGAGGAGGUGAUUAACUGCGUGCCCGUGGGCAAGGUGAGGGUCAUGGUGUCUGGUGGGAGUAGCGGAGGCGGAGGCGCCAAGGGCAAGGGCGGGGGUGGGAAGGGCCAGGGCAAAGGGGGUCGCGGCGGAAAGGGGUCGAAGAAGUGA